Neoarthrinium moseri is the source of this 1536-nucleotide messenger RNA. RefSeq lists its product as uncharacterized. The transcript has 9 exons. The coding region runs from base 1 to 1536 and encodes 511 amino acids. Gene Ontology annotation, molecular function: oxidoreductase activity, acting on paired donors, with incorporation or reduction of molecular oxygen; heme binding; monooxygenase activity. The record is from RefSeq and is a predicted model, not a curated record. NCBI's taxonomy places the organism in Eukaryota, Fungi, Ascomycota, Sordariomycetes, Amphisphaeriales, Apiosporaceae.
AUGGAAACGGCUACUAUUGACCUCCUUGACGUUGGAUGGACCGAUACUUCUAUCAGAAGGACGAUGCAGCGUGAAAACAUGUUUUUAGCCACUACUGUAGUGGCCUUGCUGGUUUGGGCUUUGGUUAAGUUCGUUAAUGCCUCUAAGCAUCCACUCUCGCGGUUUCCAGGGCCGUAUUCUGCACGCUUCAGCAACUUCUCGUACUGCAAAAGAUUCCUUGGGGGCCGGCAACCCUAUGAGAUGCUGGCGCUGCAUCAGAAAUACGGUUCUGUAGUGAGAGUAGCACCCAAUGAACUCUCAUUCAACAGUGCUGGCUCUUGGAGGGAUAUAUACGACAAGAGGAAGGGCCAUGAAGAGUUUUUAAAAAGCGAUUUCUACAGCGGAGGAAACUUUGCUGGUGAAGCUCUCUCCAUUGUCAGUGAGCGCGAUCCAGAGGUUCAUGCUGGCAUGCGAAAGUACCUUCGUGACGCCUUCUCGGAUCGAUCGUUACGCGAACAGGAAAGCCUCAUUAGCGGACACGUAAACCAUCUUGUCGACAGAAUUGGACAGGCGGGAAAUUGCCCAGGUGGUACAGACAUUGUCAUGUGGUUCAAUCUAGUGACGUUUGAUAUUAUUGGUAGUCUCGCUUUCGGCCAGUCUUUCAACGGGGUUGCUUCAGGUACUCAACACUUCUGGGUUUCAAUCGUAGUGAAGAGUCUUCGUAUGGGCGCUCUUGCCGACACAUUCAAGCGUUUUCCGUACCUUUCCUCAGUCUUCCAACACCUUUUCCCACAAGUCCUCAAAAGGCUGGUGGCGGAGUCACAGAAGCACGAGACCUAUACUAUGGACCUUGUUCAGAGGAGAAUCAGCCAGAAAUGCAAUCGCAAUGACUUCCUGUCCAAGAUAUUGGAACAUCGAGACAUUGACAAGAUCUCUGAUGUUCAGCUAGCAGCUCACUCUUCCGACUUCGUCAUCGCGGGCAGUGAAACGACGGCGACGGCACUUUCGUGUAUCACGUACUACCUGUUGAAGAACCCAAUUCAUCUCGAAAAGCUUCGCCAGGAAAUUCGAGAUUCUUUCAACAGGUACGAAGAAAUCGAUGGCGCUUCAACAGCAACCCUGGUUUUCACAAAUGCAGUAAUCCUGGAAGGCAUGAGGAUGUACCCGCCGCUCCCGAUGCCAUUACCGCGGGUCGUACCUGAGGGUGGUGAUAUUGUUGAUGGCCAUUUUGUUCCUGGUGGUACCAUUGUUUCCACAAAUCCUUUCGCAGCUUCGAUGUCACCCGAGAACUUCCAUGAUCCAUGGAGCUUUCGCCCAGAAAGAUGGACGCACCCAAACUCCGGAGAUGUCCUAGAGGCAAGCCAGCCGUUCUCCCUCGGUACCCGGGGCUGCCUCGGGAAAAGUCUUGGAUGGCUAGAGAUGCGUACCAUUCUUGUCAAAAUCCACUUCAAAUAUGAUCUCAACUUGGUAGAUCCAUCGCUAGACUGGCAGGCGCAAUCCAAGAUGCACACCUUAUGGCAGAAGCCUGUAAUGAAGGUUUCCGUUCGUUCGAGAUGA